AUCUUUCCUUCCAGACUCCUGCUCCCUGCCCCCAGAUCCCUCCUCCCCGGUCCCUGCCUCCAGCUCCCAGCCUCCUGCUCCUUGCUCCCAGAUCCCUGCUUUCAGCUCCCAGCCCCCGGAUCCUUGCUCCCUGAGCCCUGCGUUCAUCUCCGGGCCCCCGGAUCCUUGCUCCCUGCUCCCAGAUUCCUGCUUCCAGCUCCUUGCUCCCAGCCCCGAGAUCCUUACUCCCAGCCCCCAGGUCCCUGCUCCCAGAUUCCAGCUUCCAGCUCCCCGCCCCCAGAUUCCUGCUCCCAACUCCCCGCACCCCAGAUUCCUGUUCCCAGCUUCGUGCUCCCAGAUCCCAGCCCCGAGGUCCCUGCUCCCACCUCCUUGCUCCCUGCUCCCAGAUCCCUGUUCCUUGCUCCCAGAUCCCCGCCCCCAGAUUCCUGCUCUCAACUCCCCGCACCCCAGAUUCCUGUUCCCAGCUUCGUGCUCCCAGAUCCCAGCCCCGAGGUCCCUGCUCCCACCUCCUUGCUCCCUGCUCCCAGAUCCCUGUUCCUUGCUCCCAGAUCCCCGCCCCCAGAUUCCUGCUCCCAGCUCCUUGCUCCCUGCUCCCAGAUCCUUGCUCUCAGCUCCCAGCUCCCCACCCCCAGAUCCCUGCUUCCAGAUCCUUGCUCCCAGAUCCCAGCUUCUUGCUUCCUGCUCCAGUUGAAUCAGCAAUUUGACGGCCCGGAGCCCGAGGAGGAGGGGGGCGAGAAGUUCUGGCAGGUGCCCCCUGCUUUGUUGCGACGUCUCCCGAUCAGCUGCCGGGGGGUUGAUUUUUUGUGACUUUUUGAAGAUGUCUCCAGAGCACAAGAAAGCGGAAUUUGUGAGCGUCUGGGUCCGAGAUCCCAGGAUUCAGAAGGAAGAUUUUUGGCACUCCUAUAUUGACUAUGAGAUAUGCAUUCAUACAAAUAGCAUGUGUUUUACAAUGAAAACAUCCUGUGUUAGAAGACGUUUUAAAGAGUUUGUGUGGCUUAGAGAACGACUUCAAAGCAAUGCACUGCUAAUACAAUUACCAGAACUCCCGUCAAAGACUCCCUUUUUCAACAUUAACAAUCGCCAACACGUGGACCAGCGUCGGCAAGGCUUGGAAGACUUUCUCAAGAAGAUACUACAAAAUGCAUUAUUGCUUUCGGACAGCAGGCUUCACCUCUUCUUACAGAGUCACCUAAGUUCCGAAGAUAUUGAAGCAUGUGUAUCUGGACAGACAAGGUACUCUGUUGCUGAAGCCAUUCAGAAGUUUGCCUCUUCGAACCGACGCUUCCCUGAAGAAGAUGAAGAGAGAAAAAAAGAAAAGAAUUAUGUAGAUUCUGACUCAGAAAGUUCAUCCUCUGGGCUUGGACACAGUAGUGAUGACAGCAUUUCACAUGGAUGUGAAAUAAGCACGGCUCCCCAAGAAUCCUGAAAAAUACAUUUUAUGUUACUGUUUUAGAAAUAGCAAAUUAUGUCCAUGUUAUAAAGAAGGGGGUUUGCUAACAAUAGGUACUUAUCAAAAGCUCCUGGUGAAAGAACAUUUUUUGUCAUUAGUUUCAAAACUCUUUGAUUUUUAAGAUUUAUCAGUGGUAUUCAGGUUUAUUACUUUGAUUUUGUGUAAUGUUGUUAACGUAUAUGUAACUGAAAAAUGUAAUGGAUGUAAUGAUUGUUAAUUAGGCUCUUCCAAUACUCUUCCAUUACAUUUUUUUUUAAGAUACAAAAUCUUGUUGCAGUUACUUAAAGGAAACAACUGGCAUAUACGUGCAUUUAAAAACUAAGCCAAAAUAUCUUCACUUCUGUAACAUGGGAGUUUCAUUCAGAACACAUUUGAAGUCUGCAGUAUGAUUGUGGAGAAUAUAAUAUAGUCACUGUUUCAAAGAGUGUUAAAUGUAAACCAGAUGAGAACUGUAAAAAUAAAAAUGUGGCUAAUGUUUUGUGGCUUCCACUUCUGCGUGGGGUAAACAUUUUUGUACAGCACAAGGUGUUUUGUGUUGAAAUGUUUUAAAUUAAAGAUAGCUAACCUCUCCUAAAAUGCUAUUUAUCAAGAGACAGAAUAUACAACUUAUUACUGCAGGCAUGUAUUAAAAAACUGGUGACUUCCAAAUGAACUAAAUUAAAUAAUAUUACUAAUUUUAUUCCUACUUGUAGUCAAGCAGUCUUAAUAUAUCUUCUCAGAGAUUGUUUGAAAAAAGCAUGUUUGAAUAUUAAUAUUUAUUUUUAUUAUGCAGUUUGCACGGUAUGUUGUAUAACUCAGGUUUCUUUACUCUAGUACAUCAUAUUUCGUGGUAAUAGAAAUAUUUCAGUGCAUGGAAGGUGAUCAGUUAAUAUUGAUCUGCUUAAAGACAUAGUUUCUACAAAACAUCAGUGGGGCCUUUUAUGGAAAAGUACCAUGAUAAAGUUUAAAAAUUUUAAUUUGCAUUUCAGAAUUAGACUAGAGUGUGGUCAUCGUUAAAAACAGGGUGGAAUUUUUUGUCUUCUUCCUUUAAAGGCUUGCACCUGAGAACUGGUGGAAUUUUAUAAACAUGUCCUUUAAUGGCCACUGGAUAACAUCUCUUUGGUGGCUACUUUGAGCUACCAUUUUCUGUUGAUGACUGCACUUUCAUUAGAUAAUAAUCUAAGUUCCUUUUACUCACUUUGUUGAAUUGCACAAAAUAUCUUUUCACAAUCUCUGCUUGUCUGGGAGACUAGAAAGCAGAUAUUUCCAUAGAACUGGGAUAACUUGUUGCUUUAAUUAAGUGUUGUCAGUCCUUUUUUGAAGCUAGUAGGAGUAUAGCUGCAAAAAACCCCAGCCUUUCCAUUUCAUUUCAACCCUUACUUAGUUUUUUGGCAUUAAUAAACAACUACCUGAAAGAUAAACAUAAAAACUAAAGAUAGAAAUUAUUUUUUUUAAUUUCUCCUUCUAGCUUCAGUGUUUGGCCUAAAACAAUAUUAGAUUUCUGUCUGUAAUUUGAUUUAGAGUGGUUUGGGUCAUUUUACUGGAUAACUGAGAAUAGGAAAAUUAAGGAGCUUCUUUGAAUUUACUGAUUAGGUGUUACACUGUUUUGUUUUGCUUUUAAUAUAUGUGUUUGCAGGUACUGUUUUAUUUGCGGAAACAUUGUUUUAGAUAACUUUUAUGUAGACAUCAAGUCUGAGGUUUUAAAUAUUUAUAAUACUUUGUUUAUGUGGAUCCUAUUUGCUAAACAGUACAUUUUGUUUUCAUGUUAAGCAUUGGAGAAAGUGCAUUUGAUCGUUUGGCCUACUUGCACAUACUAAGAAAAUAAACACCAAUGUUUUGGAAUUCAUUUUA
This is a messenger RNA of Tachyglossus aculeatus (Australian echidna), 3280 nucleotides long. RefSeq names its product sorting nexin 10 (gene SNX10). NCBI's taxonomy places the organism in Eukaryota, Metazoa, Chordata, Mammalia, Monotremata, Tachyglossidae. The record is from RefSeq and is a predicted model, not a curated record. The transcript has 7 exons. The coding region runs from base 818 to 1426 and encodes 202 amino acids. Gene Ontology annotation, molecular function: phosphatidylinositol binding. Gene Ontology annotation, biological process: intracellular protein transport.